This is a messenger RNA of Lytechinus pictus (painted urchin), 3807 nucleotides long. RefSeq names its product DNA damage-inducible transcript 4 protein-like. The record is from RefSeq and is a predicted model, not a curated record. Bases 365 to 913 code for a protein of 182 amino acids. The transcript has 2 exons. Gene Ontology annotation, biological process: regulation of TOR signaling; apoptotic process; negative regulation of signal transduction. NCBI's taxonomy places the organism in Eukaryota, Metazoa, Echinodermata, Echinoidea, Temnopleuroida, Toxopneustidae. Gene Ontology annotation, cellular component: cytoplasm.
GCAUGCGCCUGCAUACAAUUACCGAGCUGCGAGCUGCUCCCAGGCAAAAUCAGCUGUUUGUGACAUUGCUUCACCUGGGUAUUGUUGGUGAAGGCCACGGAUCGUCAAUAAAUUUCUGUUUUUUCGGAGCUGUAAGGCCUUCAAUGCAUCACACCUUCAGUUCGUAUCAAAGAAUAGAUUUAAACAGAUCAGGGGGAGAUAUCUGAACCAUUCUGUCCUUCAUUCCCAUCGACAGAACACGAACGCUGCCCAUUUCCACUGCAUUCUGCACGGAGUCGCCUGCCAGUGAAUAGGGACAGCUCGAUAGCCUUCCUGCUCAAAUUCGUCCAACUUUAACCAAAGUUUUCUCGAUAACUGAGGCAAUAUGUUGGAUAUUCAGGACUUCCCGAGGCUACAUCUAUCUAGAAAUAUCAUUGAAAGUGUUCGGAACAACAUAAAUGUCAUAGAUGGUUGUGGUCUUGAUCAUUGUGGGAAUCACGAGGACAGUGACCAGGACACCAAGAUGGCUCAGUUUGUCUCACACCUUAUCUUCCACACACUAAGGAAAGCCAAGGACAAGCACUUCAACGGCAAACUACUUAUCCCUAGCAAUCUACCCGACCACGUCGCACGUGACAUCCUCCUCAUGGCACGAGAAGAACCCUGUGGUGUUCGUGGAUGCUCAUUGGACAUUGUCUACGAAAAUGGCGAAUUGUGCAGAAGGUUUGGAAGGAUCGCAGUUGACCCCGACACGGUAACAACUUUUGAAAUCACAGUUGUGUUGGGGAGAGACUCACCGAAAUGGUUCCUCUCGAAAAUGCAAUCAGUUUUAAGGAACUCUGCGGAACAGAUCGUCUUGAAAUCUAGUUACAAGCUUGUGAAGAAUAAACUCUACAGAAGGAAUGGCAGCAUAUGCAUCAAAGAAGGAUCAUAAGCCACUGACAUGGACCUACAUUUUUGUACUUUUUUUACGUAAGUGAACUUUGUGGCUGUUGCAAUAAACUACCCUACAGCGAGCGACUUAUGAUUAUGAACAUUUGCAGAUUUUCUUCCUUUUUUCCUUUUCUAGUUAACUUUUUUAAAGCCGCUUUCUAUUUUCGGAUUGUCUACAUGUCAUGCAAGUGUCCACUCUACUGCAAUAUUUUUUUUUGUUAUCAACUUUGUCUACCAGUAUUUUUUUUUUCUUACGAAGCACAAUAAAAGUAUUCUGCUAACCUUGUGCAAAAAAAGGCUGUACAAUCCACCGUGCUGCGUAAGAAAUGUUUUGUAGUUGACUAAUGUUUUAGCUUACAUAAAUAAGUUGCAUUGGUCCGCUGUCUGAAAUUUCUUUCUUAUACCAUUCCAUUUUAUACGAACGUACCAUGUGCAUAAUAUGGUGCUGGUUAAUAAAUGCUACUUUUCUUUCUUGUGUUACGCAAUGGUAGCAAUGAAAGCAGAUUACCUUUUUGUUUUUCAUCCUUGUGUAUUCAUUCAUUGCCCGUAUUAAAGACUGCAUCAGGCCAUGCUGUAUUCAUUCAUAUAGUUGGCACCGUUGAUCGGUGCAAUAGUCAAUAUAACCCACAGCUGAGAAGCUACAAACGUGUAUACAUGUAUGUACUUGUAUAAAGUUUGCAUUGAUUAAACUCAUCAUGCUAAUCUCUGAUACACUGCCAAUGUGCAAGUAUACAUCAUUACAUAUAGCUUUGAUACAGGGCUUUGAAAGCCUUUGCUUUGCCAGAGAUUAUGCUGCGAAAUCGAUAUACUAGUACCUGGAAAAUAGGGUCGCCCAAGGGAGGGGUGGGGGAUUCUGCAUGCUUAAUGCAUUAAAUCACUUUGCAUGGUUAUAAUUUAUAAAUAACAUGUACUGUAAUUUCAUUUGAUCAGGGUAUAAAAAAAAACUAGGUAUUACUCUGUGUAUCAAGUGUCACAGGGUAAAAUAUUCUUAAUCAUUUGUCAUUCACCAGUCGAGUAUUACAAUGCAAGCAUCAUAUAGAAUUGUUAAGUACAAUUUGUAGGCAUGAACUAUUGAACUCAUUCAUUUCUCUGUGAGUGUGAACCACAUGUAUUAAUAGUUGUUUUGUUUAAUCCACAGUGCUUGCAAUAUUUUAAACUUGAUACUGGUAGUGGAUACUACACAAAGUGAAUGAACAUGAUACAGGGUUGUAGCCAGUAUCGCUACACUUCAAAUAUUGCAAGCGAUUACUAGUACACAAAGUGAAUAAAUAAGAUACAGGGUUUUAGCCAGUAUCACUACACUUCAAUUAUUGCAAGCCAAUAUAGAUGAAUCAUGGCUAGCUCAGGGUCCUGUAACCCAAUGCUUCAAGAUUGAUUAUAAAGCUGAUAUUUAUGAUUGAUUCCAUUAAUCAUUAUGUGCAGUUAAUCGCAAGUCGACUGUGCAAUCAAUCAUGCUUGUGUUUUGGAACCCUAGUCAUAGUCGGGUACAAUUGUAGAUGAUAUUAAAUUAUUAUGAACUUGGUAUAUUUUCUGCAGAUUGGUGCCAUGUCCCUUCCAUAUUCAGCAAAGAUGGGUGUUUAAGCUGAAUUUGAUGUACAAGUCACUUCUAUUGUCUAACUUCAUGCAUUUAAGGUCAAAUUUGCAUAUUGGCCAGUCUUUUUUUCAAGCUGUCAAUGCAAACAUCGCAUUUCUUUUGAUUGAUGUAUUUUUAGUUAUUACCUUUAUCCAUAUUUGUUACUGAAAUGGAAGUAAAUAUGAAUGGGAUAAUGUCCCUCCCCCUAAAAACAAUUCCCUUUUCAACUCGAGGUGCUUGUUAGUAAUGAAAUCACAAGCUUUCACUUCUUUUGUUUUGACUUCUUUUUUUUUGGGUCUAAUUUCUGCAACUGUACUAAGAUUUUUCUGAUGGUCACUUUUAUAGAAUAAAUGUUUCAUCUUGGGCUGGAAUCCGAGAUGGAGAUGUACUUAAAAAUAGAAAAAGGGAAAAAUUACUAACCUAUUACUUUACCAAAAACAUAUUAUUUUAAACGUUUUUAAUAAGUCAUUACCUAUUGCUGUUAAUCUGGUAAAUAUGCAGUUAUAACAAAAACUAAUCUUGCUCUUCAUUUUUUUUUUCAGUAUGAAUAUGUUUCGUCAUAUCAUAUGUUUUAUAUUAAAAACUGCAAGACUUUUCAUACAUGAUGGCUAAUAGUACAACAAACCUGUAUGAUGCCAUAAUAAUUGUUACCAGUUACUAAUUAUAGCUAAGUAAUGAUUCCUUGAAAGUAUUUUGUGGCUGUGGUUUUCAAUCUUGAGGUAUGAAAAUUUUGUGGUUUUGCCCCUUUCCAACUUCCUACGCUUUUGUGUGGAGACUAUCGGAUCGGUCCAAUUCUCACUCCCCCCCCCCCUUUUUUUUUCCUUGUUGAAGGGUGGUUCAGGUUUUUUUGUUGUUGAGAAAUUGCAUUAAUUGAUGUUCUUUUAUUUUGUUAACCAGAAUAACUGCAAUGUGCUGAGGUUGUCAGUCCUUUUUCCUUAAUCCUUUUUUUUGGGGGGUUAGAAUUUUUUUUUUUUACAUUGCAAUGUUUCGUUGAUUUGUUAAGGUCAGAUGCUACAUUGAAUCGUCCCCAAUACUUUACUUUAACACUUAUGUUUCUACUGUGUAUCCCUUUUCAUCAGUCGGUUGACUAUAUAGGACCCCCUCCUUUCUGAAAUACACGGUUCACCUGGAUAACUGUUGUCAAUUGCUUUUAUACUUUCUACAUUUACUGUGUUUGUGUACAAUAUGAUUUGUUGAUCACAUUUACAUUAACUACACUUUUCAUCUGAUGUAAUACUUGUUUAUGUGAACACUCAGUAUGUUUUCAUUUGGAAAAAAUAUGCAAUAAAAUAUGUGAAGAAAUUAAAAAGUUGAAAACACUA